This is a messenger RNA of Closterium sp. Yama58-4, 2193 nucleotides long. The record is from the annotation of a GenBank genome assembly. Lineage: Eukaryota; Viridiplantae; Streptophyta; Zygnematophyceae; Desmidiales; Closteriaceae.
AUGGCUGCUUUUAAAUCAUUCUGGUCGGAUUCAAUGCCCCGCACGCGGCUCCUCCUUCUCCUCCUCCUGUCUCUCCUCUUCCCCCCCUCAACCCUCUCUGCACGCCACCUCUUUCCCCAAGCCACCAGCGAAGUUCUUCCGCAAGCCAACACCGCCCUUCCGCAAGCUGCCGACACCGCGCGUCCACAAGCCGGCGCCACACUUCCGCAAGCCGCCAAGGUUCUCCCCCAAGCAACCGAGGUGGACGCCGUGCGCAGGUUCCUCUUAGCGGCGGGCGUCACCAACCCCGUUCCGGGCGCUCCCGCGACCGCAUGCAGCGUGACCGGCAUCGGCUGCGACGCCAACGACUUCGUCACGUCGCUCAACUUCUCGCCGUGCUCCGCUGUGGCGCCCUACCCGACUCUCCUCAGCGGCUCAAUUUCUACCGACAUACGGAGCCUCGUGCAUCUCACUCAUGUCGACUUCUCGUGCAACAAUCUGGGGGGGUCCCUGCCGACAGUUCUCGGGAUGCUGGCGGAUCUGCGGCACGUGAACAUGAGCGGGAAUAGGCAACUUUGGGGGAGCAUUCCCACCUCGAUUUUUGCACUGGAGUCGCUAUCGGUGAUGGAUUUUCGCGGGGCGGAUUUGCAAGGCACUCUUCCGUCCGGGUCGAACGCGUUUUCAACGGCGCUUAGGCACCUGGACCUGUCAUACAACCGGCUGUACAAUCCAAUUCCGUCAGCGCUUUCUCGUGCGACGCGCCUGGAGCGCUUGGAUUUAAGCUUCAACAAUCUCAACGGCUACAUACCGAAGCAGCUGAGUAACCUCAACCGGCUCACUUAUCUUAAUCUGCGCUGGAACAGGCUCACGGGAAGUAUUCCCACGGAAAUAUCCGGAGCAAGACGGCUGGAACGGCUGCACUUGGAGGGAAAUAGGCUGACGGGAAAGCUUCCCUAUCAAUUGAACCAGCUUCCGUAUCUGGAGCACCUGGGCUUGAGUUAUAACUACUUGUCUGGUGGUGUCCACGCUGCGAUUUUUCGUUUGCCUGCUCUGCGGAGGUUGGAUCUUCGUCGCAACUGGUUGAACGGGACGAUUCCGAGCUCGAAAUCGGGUUACCAGAUAGACACGCUCGAGCAUCUUGACCUCGCGAAGAAUCGGUUUGACGGAAACCUGCCUGCUGCGCUUGGCGUUGUCACUGCGCUCACCCAUCUCGAUUUGAGCGAAAACAAGUUCUACGGUAACAUUCCGUCACAGUUGGGCAAUUUGACUGGCCUCCAGUUCCUGAAUCUCGCACGGAACCAGCUGAGUGGUUCGCUUCCAGGGUAUUUCAGUCACCUUCGCAGGCUUCGCUCGCUUUCCGUCGCACACAACAGACUCACUGGAGUGACUUCCAACUUUCAAAACAACGGAGACGAGUCGCCGCGAGUCGUUCUGGAUUUGAGUUACAACCAGAUUGGUGGAAGUCUGGUGCCCUUCCAGCAUCUGGCGAGGGUUGCAAAUCUCGACCUUUCGCACAACCGACUGACGGGGAGCAUACCUGUCGGGUUUCUGACUGGAUCGACGGUUCUCAAGCGAGUCAACAUCAGUUCGAACUACAUCAACAGCACUCUGUUUCCGUUGACCAGCCUGACGAACCUCGUUUCCCUGGAUGCGUCGCACAACCGACUGCGCGGCUCAAUUCCUUCGGCGCUGGUAUCGCUGGCUCAGCUUUCGCUCCUCGAUUUGCACGACAACGACAUCGUAGACCAUAUUGCUGACGCCACAUUCGAGAACUCCGCUUUACGCUACCUCGACAUCAGCUACAACGAGAUCGACAGCACCAUCCCAGCUUCCAUAUCCUCCUGUAGUUCUUCUCUGGUCAAACUCGACCUCGCUAAUAACCGCAUCGGCGGAACACUCCCAGGUGCAGCCCUUGCUGACCUUUCCUACCUCAGCUACUUGAACCUUCCUAGAAACCGCUUCACGGGCAGCAUACCUGAAGAAUUAACUGGGCUGCGUGCCCUGACCUCACUCAAUCUGGCCUGGAAUCGGCUCACGGGAAGCAUUCCGGAAGCGUUGGGAGAUGCUGCUAAUGGUGGUGCGAAACUCGAGAUACUUCGACUGGCGGGUAACGAUUUGGAGGGAACUGUUCCGCAGCAGCUUUCGGAAUUUCCGGUGUGGUCGUUUCUGCCAGGAAAUCAGAACUUGUGUGGUCAUCCUGUGGGCAGCUGCUGA